Condylostylus longicornis is the source of this 1501-nucleotide messenger RNA. Its product is annotated as uroporphyrinogen-III synthase-like. The record is from RefSeq and is a predicted model, not a curated record. The coding region runs from base 187 to 978 and encodes 263 amino acids. Gene Ontology annotation, molecular function: uroporphyrinogen-III synthase activity. Gene Ontology annotation, biological process: uroporphyrinogen III biosynthetic process. The transcript is spliced from 2 exons. Lineage: Eukaryota; Metazoa; Arthropoda; Insecta; Diptera; Dolichopodidae.
AGUGAAAAUUAUUCUUUCAGUCAUAUAUUUAAAAUCGGCAGGUGUUUUCUAUUCGGUUAAUAAUAACGUAUUUUUUGCGGAAUAAAAUAUAAUAUUAUUGGAAUAUACUUAUUUUGAGCAGAAUUUAACCAAAAAUUUUAUAUCUCAAUUAUUGUCGUACAAAAAUUUUAACGAAAGUUAUAAAAAAUGAAAUCAGUAAUUAUACUUAAGUCUGAAUCUGAAUCAACUGAAGAAUAUGUUGAACAAUUAAAAAAGCAUAAAUUAAAUCCAGUUUUCGUGCCUACAUUGGGAUUUGCAUUUCGGCAAUUAGAUGUACUUAAAGAAAGAUUAAAUGAUUCCGAAAAAUAUUCAGGAUUAAUUUUAACAUCACCUCGCUCUGUGGAUGCAAUUCGAGAAGCUUUAGGAAACGCUCCUAUCCCAGAAGGUUGGAAAAAAUUACAUAAUUAUUCGGUUGGCGAAGCCACACAUCAUUUAGCAAUGAUGAAUUUAAAUCAAUUGUACACAAAGGGAAAAGAAACUGGUACCAGUGGUACUUUAGCAGAUUAUAUAUUAGAAAAUUUUGAGGGUGAUAAAAAGAAACCUUUUCUAUAUCCUUGUGGAAAUAUGAGGACGGAUACACUGUUGGCUAAAUUACUUGCUGUAGGAUUUACUUUUGAACCAUUAACAGUGUAUGAAACAGUGUGUCAUCCUGAUUUAGAUGAAAACUUAAAAAAUGCUAUGAAUACCGAAAAUGUGGAAUAUCUUGCAUUUUUCAGUCCUUCAGGUGUCGAUUGUACUUACGAAUGGUUUACAAAAAAUAAUUUAAGCAUGGAAAAGAAAAAAUUAGUUGCAAUCGGGCCUAGCACAAGACGGGCAAUUCAAAAUAAAGGUUUAGAUGUAUAUAAAGUAGCUGAAAAACCAACUGUUGAAUGUUUAAUAAAAGUUUUAAUUGAUCCUAAUGCUUGUAGACCAAAAUAUGAGCCUAAAGAUGAAGAAUAACUUGAAAUUUAAAAUAUAUAUAUUUAUAGGUGUUAGCUUCAUCUCUACUUACUCCAUUUAUUCUCAUUCGAAAUACUGAACUAAAAAAAAGAAAAGCAAUAAAAUUAAAAUUAAUAUUGAAUUUAAUGUCAAUACAAAGCUCUUUAAUAGAAAAAAUUUCUUUGCGAUUAAGUUUUGUUAUAAAUCAGUAAUUAUGGUUACGAAUAUUGUUAAUAAAUGUGUAAUUUUUUUUGCCAACUCUAAUUGAUAAAUCAAAUUAAAAUAUUUUAAAUUAGAUUAAUAGAUCAUUUUGUUUAAAAUUAAGAUGGUCCUUUAAUAAGCGUACUUUAAUUAUGAAAUAAUUUUAAUUACAAUUCAGUAAAAGAUUGGCAUUAACAUUUUUAUUAAACUUAAAAUGAUGUUAUAUUGCAAUAUAUUGUAAUAAUGUAUAUUAUGUAUAUUAAAAUUCGAGAGGUUGCGAUGUAAUCGAACAAUUAAAGCUAUAUAAUUAGUAAUUUAAGUUUUUUUUAAAUAAAUAUUAACA